AUGUCUAAUUCGCUCAACGAAGCUAUUUUAGCAUCUGCUUUCACAUCUUUGUUAGGUACACAGGUUAUAACUCAAUUCGAUAAGAACUUGAAUUAUUAUAAUAAUUAUCAAACUGUAAAUAUCUUCUCUCUUUAUAAUUCUCAGUUAGUUGGAAGUUUACACAAUAAUGAUCAUCCCUCUUUUAAAUGCGAAACUGGAAAUUCCUCUUCUCAAUUUAAUAUACGUUCUUCAUCUAUGCGAUGUCCUCGUACUUACACGUUAAGAUAUGCCCCGUACAUUCCUCCCGCUACAAGAAUGAACAAUUUGCAAUCAAUUUCAGUACAAACUCCUCAACAAUCACAAAUUCCUCAACCGCAAAUUUCUCAAAUUCAACAAAUUCAGCCGCAAAUUUCUCAAACUCAACAAAUUCCGCAAAUUUCUCAAAUUCAACAAACUCAACCGCAAAUUUCUCAGAUUCAACAAAUUCAGACGCAAAUUUCUCAAACUCAACAAAUUCAGUCGCAAAUUCAUCAAAUUCCUCAAGUAAAACAAAUUCGAACGCAAACUCCUCAAAUUCAACAAAUUUCUAAGCAAUUACAACAUCGAUUUUCUCAACAAUCACCUGUUAUAAAUAUUUAUGUCAAUACAAUAUCUGGACAAAUCAUCACAAUUACCGACGUACCAAUCAUUACACCAAUUUCAGUGAUAAAAUGUCAUAUUGAAAACAAAACCGGGAUCCCAAGGAAUAAACAACAAUUAACAUAUUUAGGAGUCCAUUUGGAGGAUAAUACAUUGUUACAAGAUUAUCAAAUUUUAGUUAAGAAUGUAAUCAUUUAUUUGAUUGGGGAUAAUGGGAAUGUGAUUAAUUUUAUAGAUUCCAAUUUUCUUGAUCCCGCUUAUGAUUAUGAUUUCACAAACAUAAAGGAUGACAAACAGUUUCUGAGAGGAUCACAUUUAUAUCGAAGACCAUGUGGAUGGAAACGUAUAGCCAUUAGAGUAUUAAAUAAGUAUGGAGCCGAUAAUAGUUGGUUAGGUCAAGUCAAAAACAAUUCAUGGCGUUACGAAUCCGAUCCAUCGGAAUGGCCGGUAUCUUAUCAUGGUACCAAUAGAUUUAAUGCUAAAUCGAUCGCUGAAACCGGGUUUGAUAUUAGAAAAGGAAAACGGUUUAUGUUUGGUUAUGGAAUUUAUUCCACACCAGAUAUCAAUGUUGCUUAUUUAUUUGCUAGUAGAUUUAUUCACAAGAAUGAAGUUUAUUGCAUAGUUUUUCAAAAUAGGGUGAAUCCGAGGACUUUAAAAAAGAUCACUACCCAAUAUGGCGAAUAUUGGAUAAGUCCAAAUAGUGAUGAUAUUAGACCUUAUGGUAUUUGUAUAAAAAAACUUGUAAAUAUUCGUAAUUGA
Funneliformis geosporum is the source of this 1377-nucleotide messenger RNA. The record is from the annotation of a GenBank genome assembly. Lineage: Eukaryota; Fungi; Glomeromycota; Glomeromycetes; Glomerales; Glomeraceae.